This is a messenger RNA of Ochotona curzoniae (black-lipped pika), 981 nucleotides long. It is a transcript of the gene ARL9, whose product is annotated as ADP ribosylation factor like GTPase 9. Lineage: Eukaryota; Metazoa; Chordata; Mammalia; Lagomorpha; Ochotonidae. The transcript is spliced from 4 exons. The record is from RefSeq and is a predicted model, not a curated record. The coding region runs from base 49 to 810 and encodes 253 amino acids. Gene Ontology annotation, molecular function: GTPase activity; GTP binding.
GGGGGCGCGCAACACAGCUACGGGGUCGGGGUAGCAGAGGCCGUGGGGAUGGAGAAGGGCAGAACCAAGCCGGCGAAAGAGAAAAGGAAGGAGGUGGAGGAGAGAACUGGAGGGAAAGGCAAGGAGAAAGGGAAAGAAAAAGUGAAAAGUAAGAGCCCAGAAGAGGACAGGGAGGAGGGAAAGAGGAAAGAGCACUUGACGGGGACAGAGACGGAGGCCGAGAAGGAACCAGGCAGAGGGACACUGGAGCGGAAUUAUACCGCCUUGGCGAGGACCCCUUCAGAGCUGCAGGAAAAGAGCAAGCAGAUCCUUGUGCUGGGCCUGGACGGAGCAGGGAAGACCAGCGUCCUCCACUCUCUGGCUUCCAACAGGAUCCAGCACAGCAGGGCGCCCACCGAGGGCUUCCACAAGGUCUGCAUGCGCACUGAAGGCAGCCAGAUGGAGUUCCUGGAGAUUGGCGGUAGUGAACCUUUCCGAUCCAACUGGGAGAUGUACCUGCCCAGGGGGUUGCUGCUGAUCUUCGUGGUGGACUCAGCUGAUCACCAGCGACUACCAGAAGCCAAGAGGUACCUGCACCAGCUCAUUGAAGCCAACCCCAUUCUUCCUCUGGUGGUGUUUGCAAACAAACAGGAUCUGGAGGACGCCUACCACAUCACGGACAUCCACGAUGCCCUGGCACUGUCCGAGGUGGGCAAUGACCGGAAGCUGUUCUUACUUGGAACCCAGGUGACCGAGGACGGCUCUGAGAUCCCCUCCAGCAUGCAGGAUGCCAAGGACCUGAUCGCCCAGCUGGCCGCAGACGCGCAGUGACCACCCUGAGCCCACGGGCUGCUCGCCGCCUUCACCAAUGAUAAUCUGCCUCGCAGCCAGAGGCCUCCACUGUGAAACAAUAAUACUAAAAAAACCAAAAACCAAAACAAAACCCAGUCACUUCCUGUUUGUUCCAUGCACAGCAUACACGCUGAGAGUCAUGUUCAAGUA